This is a messenger RNA of Drosophila grimshawi, 1918 nucleotides long. It is a transcript of the gene Rab7, whose product is annotated as ras-related protein Rab-7a. The record is from RefSeq and is a predicted model, not a curated record. Gene Ontology annotation, cellular component: phagocytic vesicle; late endosome; lysosome. Gene Ontology annotation, molecular function: GTPase activity; GTP binding. The transcript has 5 exons. Lineage: Eukaryota; Metazoa; Arthropoda; Insecta; Diptera; Drosophilidae. Gene Ontology annotation, biological process: endosome to lysosome transport; phagosome-lysosome fusion. Bases 532 to 1155 code for a protein of 207 amino acids.
AAAAUGACGUGAAUCGGAACAAAGACUUGGUGAAAAAUUGUGUUACGCAGCAGUAAAAACAGUAUGGAAAAAGCCAGUGGAGCUCAAGACACUGAAAAACAUACAUAUGUAUGUAUGUAUGCAUGCAUGUGUGCAUGUGUCCAUACUACUGAUGCGUGUUAUUGUAGUGGUGUGCAAAAACAAGUCAUUUAUGUGCUCCGAAGGUUGCAAAAUUUGCUGCUCUCGCAUAAUUUUAUGUGCUGUUGUGUUUACAUUAUUGUUAAUUUAAAACGGAUUACCCUCGCUGGCUAAAUAUGGGCGUUUUCCUUUCGUUUGAAUAAAGUCAAAGUGAUUUUUCUCAAAUCUUCAUAACUUCCUGAACGAUUUUCCUUGUUUGUCGUAAAUGUACAUCUACAAAUCUGCUGUUGUUUGUUAUCGUCACUUUCUCCGCUACAAAUGCUGCUGCAACAGCAACACCAACAACCAGCUUAAGGCAGCUAGAACACCUAAAACAGCCAAUAGGAAAAAUUAUAUACAUAUAUAUAUAUCGAUAUGGCAACUAGAAAGAAAUCUUUGCUGAAAGUCAUCAUUCUCGGUGAUAGCAGCGUUGGCAAAACAUCACUUAUGAAUCAAUAUGUAAACAAACGCUUCUCCAAUCAGUACAAAGCAACGAUCGGGGCGGACUUCUGCACAAAAGAAGUUGUUGUCAACGAUCGCGUCGUCACAAUGCAGAUUUGGGACACGGCUGGUCAGGAGCGCUUCCAAUCACUCGGUGUCGCCUUCUAUCGUGGCGCUGAUUGCUGUGUGCUUGUCUACGAUGUGACGGCACCAAACUCAUUCAAGAAUCUUGAUUCGUGGCGAGAUGAGUUCUUAAUUCAAGCCAGUCCACGGGAUCCCGAGCAUUUUCCCUUCGUCGUCCUGGGCAAUAAAGUAGAUUUGGAUAAUCGUCAAGUAUCGACGCGUCGAGCACAGCAAUGGUGCCAAUCCAAAAACGAUAUACCCUACUAUGAGACGUCAGCAAAGGAGGGCAUCAACGUUGAGAUGGCGUUUCAAACCAUUGCAAAGAAUGCGCUGGAACAAGAGACGGAGGCUGAACUUAUCAACGAUUUUCCCGAUCAAAUACGCUUGAACUCUGAAAAUAAUCGUCCAGGCAACGCUGACAAUUGUCAAUGCUAAUGUAGUUCAAAUAUUACAGGCAAAACAGCUGCAGCAAAACAGAAUACAACGCAAAGUGCAUAAUUACACAAUCUAUAUUAUAAAUAAAAUACAUUACAGCAUAUGAGUAAAAAAGCAAACACGAUGAACGACAACAAGGUUAUAAGUUUAAGUAAAACAAUUUCAGCCACAGCAUAGGUAUAAUGAUAGGAUGCUAAAUUCGGAUAAACUUUCAGCAGAUUUGUAACGUAAACGUUUCCCGUUAUUACUAUUUAUGGUCUGUUUACACAUAUUUCAAAAUAUUGUGCAUGCCCUCCUAGAAAUAUUUUUGCCAUUAGUAAAAUUAUUGCACGCAACAGACACAGCCGUUGCAACAACAUCAGAAUCCACAGCAACAAAUUAUCUACGCAAAAAAAUAAGGAAAAAGAAAAGAAAACCAACAAAUUCUUGUGAUUGUAAAUUUAAUAAAACAAAAAUAUACAUUUUUAUUGUAAUUAAUUUUAUAUAUACUCAUCCAUAUUUAACGAGAUUGGCACUUUAUCGGCUCAGAUCAGUUUCCACCUUAAACGGAUAUAUCUUUUAAUCAAUUUGAGCCCUAAUUUGAAUAAUUUGUUUUGUUAGUCGUAGACAAUUAUUAACAAUUGAUCCCUUUUGGUAAUACAUACACACAUCGUUUGUGUAUAAUUUAUAAAAUGUAAUUUUCACAUACUUUUAUUUUGACAUUUACAAGCUUUGGUUUAAUUUGUAUAAUAAACAAUGCAAAAUCUACAACUUUCGAAACAGA